This is a messenger RNA of Musca vetustissima, 714 nucleotides long. RefSeq names its product protein OPI10 homolog. The record is from RefSeq and is a predicted model, not a curated record. Gene Ontology annotation, molecular function: Hsp70 protein binding; nuclear import signal receptor activity. The coding region runs from base 125 to 712 and encodes 195 amino acids. Lineage: Eukaryota; Metazoa; Arthropoda; Insecta; Diptera; Muscidae. The transcript has 3 exons. Gene Ontology annotation, biological process: protein import into nucleus. Gene Ontology annotation, cellular component: nucleus; cytosol.
GUCAGGCCAAACGUCAAAAAUAUUGUUCUAGAACAAACGUAAACAACAAGAGUUCCCAUUAACUGUUGCAACAGUAUUUUUGUACAAUUGUUUUAUUUUUUAUAAUAUAACCUCUAUUUGUAAAAUGUUUGGCUUAAUUAUUUCUGGAAGACUGCCCCAAACAGACUUCACACCAGUGGAUGAAAACAAACUGCUGAUUAAUGUACCAGACAUAGACCAUGUAAAUUAUAUUGUGGUGUUCCUAACCGGAGUACAACCCCUGCCCGAUGGUAUGUCGGCGGCAGUGUAUUUCUCGUGGCCAGAUGCAUCAGCAGCACCAACAUGGCAGUAUCUGGGACACAUUUCAAACAGUAAACCCUCAGCUAUUUUCAAAAUCUCACAACUGAAAAAGUCACACGAGUUAGAGGCUCAGGAGAAUGCUAUGCAAUUUGGUGCUCAGGAAAUCUCACAUACUGCACAAAUUGGUAUAUCUGUGGAACCAGAAAUGACCAUAACACAAUUAACACCCGCAGUGUCAAAUGCCAAUGCCAACCUCCAAUUCAGUCAAAAGAUGUUAGAAAAUUUCUUUAAUUAUGCCUCCAGCUUCAGUGUUACACCACAUGAAUUACCUCCAAUGAGCAAUCAACCAAUGGUACCAUUAUCCACACUACAAAAUUGGUACACAAAUUUCCAGAGACGCAUGGAACAAAAUCCAAAUUUUUGGAAAUAUUAAAA